GGAAAGGCGCUGGGGCAACAAUCAGGGACAACGGUCGGUUGAGUGAUGCAAAGGUUCGAAGGCAACUUCUCAAUUGGGCUCAAGAUGAAGCCAAAACCAUCUCAAAGCAAAGCAAGCUCAUAUGCUCCUGCAAAAAUUACCACAACAACUCCUUCUUCUUGAUACACGGUCUCCUCGUCGGCAGGUGCAUGUCGAUCAUGUCCAAACCUGAUGAGUCAGCAACUUCCCCAGCGGCCGACUUCGGCCGCGAAUAGCCACACAAAACGGCAAACCCCACACCAACGUCAAUUCGAUCAAGGAUUAUUUUGUCGCAUCUGAAUCUGAGCCAGCCCGCCCACCAACAAUCCCUUCAUCACGCCCUCUCAACCUCCUCUACUACUCCCUACAGUGGUCAAUUGGGCUCGCUCCCUAUCGGAAUCAUGCUGUCCGCUACCUCUUCCGCCCUGCGCACCAGCGCUCGCCGCGUUGCCCCCCGCGCCGCCGCUGUCUCAACCCUCGUUGCGCCCGUGCCCAAGAUCUCCCUCGGCCGAAGCUUCAAUGUCGCACAGGCUCGAUGCCUCUCUUCUACCGGUCGUUUGUCCUACGCUAUCCAGACCAACCCCAACCCUCCUCUGGGUAUGAAGAAUGCCUCCAACGAUUCUCCCUCAAGAAUUGGCCUCAUUGGAGCUCGUGGCUACACUGGUCAGGCUCUUAUCGAUCUUCUGAACGAGCACCCCAUGAUGGAUCUUCGACACGUUUCUUCCCGUGAACUUCAGGGACAAGAGUUGAAGGGCUACAGCAAGCGCAAGAUCAUCUACGAGAGUCUGUCUCCUGAGGAGGUUGCUCAGCUGGACAAGGAUGGCAAGGUCGAUGCCUGGAUUCUGGCGCUCCCCAAUGCUGUCUGCCAGCCCUUCGUUGAGGCUCUGGGCAACAGCAAGAGCUUGAUUGUCGAUCUUUCCGCCGAUUACCGUUUCGACGAGGACCAGAAGACAUGGAAGUAUGGUCUUUGCGAGCUUCAGCCCAGAAGCCAGCUUGCCACAGCUACAAGAAUCUCCAACCCUGGCUGCUAUGCUACUGGCUCUCAGCUUGCUUUGGCUCCUAUUGUUGAGCACCUCGGUGGUAUUCCUAGCAUUUUCGGUGUCAGUGGUUACAGCGGAGCUGGUACCAAGCCUUCUCCCAAGAACGACACCAACAACCUCAAGGACAACUUAUUGCCUUACUCCCUCACAGGCCACAUCCACGAGCGAGAAAUUAGCCAUCACCUUGGUACACCCGCUGCUUUCAUGCCCCAUGUCGCCUCUUGGUUCCGCGGUAUUCACCUGACCGUCAACAUUCCCCUGAACAAGGAGAUGACAUCUCGUGAUAUUCGCCAGAUCUACCAGGACCGAUAUGCCGGCGAGAAGCUCGUCAAGGUUGUCGGUGAAGCUCCUGUUGUCAAGGCCAUCCAGGACAAGCACCACGUUGAGAUUGGUGGCUUUGCUGUCGACAGCACCGGCAAGCGUGUCGUCGUAUGCGCCACCAUCGACAACCUCCACAAGGGUGCCGCCACACAAUGCCUGCAGAACAUGAACCUCGCACUCGGAUACGACGAAUAUCAGGGAAUCCCCAUCUAAGCCACCAACACCACGGCGUAUUAGUCGCUCCGAUAUCCACCAUAGAGAACAAGUUCAACACACCACAGAGCAAGGGACGCGCCAAUUCCAAAGCGGUCCAAGCAAAGCAUCAAACAUCUGUACCGAACUCCAACCAUCAUACCGCUAUACCAGUUGCGGAGGAGAGGAAAGCAAGCAUAUUUAGAACAUGUCACGUCUGGGGAAGAAGACAUUUUUUUUUUGUUAUGAUACAAAUACAAUUCUAGAUAGAGGCUGAAAGAUUAAUAACAGCUACCUUUCCUGAACUCCGCGUAUACGUUCCUGAUAAAAAGAAGAUCUAAAUAAGAUACAUGAUUGUAAGAGAUGGCGGUGGAAGUGAGGGUGGAGUUAUGUGCUCUUGGACUUCUUGUCAUCGCUACCUUUUGAGCCAGACUUUUUAUCGUCAGCUUUCUUGUCGUCCUUGGAGCCCUUCUUCUUAUCAUCCUUCACCUCAGGGCUCUUGGUCGCAUCAUCACUACUCUUUGUCUUGGUUGAAUCCUCCUUCUUGGUCUUGGUGGUGUUCUUAUCGUCGUCCUGCUUGGACUUUGUCUUGGUAGCGUCGUCGCUGGUCUUUGUUUUGGUGCUGUCUUCUUUCUUGGUCUUGGUCUUGUCGUCCUUGUUCUUGCCGUUUUGCUUCUUGUUGUUGGUCUUGAAGUACUUGGUCUCAUCAUCACCACCAUCAUCAUCGUUGCCAGAGGUUUCUCCCUUCUUGAGAGUGCCGAUUCUGGUGGCUGGGCGAGUGAAGAUGGUGACUUCGGGAUCACCUUCAGCACCAUCAUCAGAACUGUCGUCAUCACCGUCAUCGCGCCUGUCGAUGCCACUGCGCUUUGAACCGCCGGUCUUGGGAUUGAUGAAGCCAGCGACGACACCGUUUGACUUUGACUUUGAAGAUGAAGAGCCACCAGGUGAGAACUUGAUCUUGGUGUCGGCGGCGUUCUUGUUACCAGACUUAUCCUCUGGGCGAAGAGCAUAGCCAGCCUUGGGUGCACCACCGGGGGGAAGAACCCAGGCUUCAGCGCCCAUGAUGCCGCUGAGGCAGAUUGUCAAAGCGAGAACGGGCUUCAUUGUGAAGUUUUAAUGAAAUGAUAUAGAGAAUAGGGAAUGGAGCGAGUGUCUUUGAGUUGAAGUGUUUGUUGAACUGAUCAAACCACAACAUUACAAGAUAGCAACCAGUACUUAUAUGUCAG
Messenger RNA from Fusarium odoratissimum NRRL 54006, 2797 nucleotides. Its product is annotated as N-acetyl-gamma-glutamyl-phosphate reductase. Lineage: Eukaryota; Fungi; Ascomycota; Sordariomycetes; Hypocreales; Nectriaceae. The transcript is spliced from 7 exons. Bases 420 to 1592 code for a protein of 390 amino acids. Gene Ontology annotation, biological process: L-arginine biosynthetic process. Gene Ontology annotation, molecular function: N-acetyl-gamma-glutamyl-phosphate reductase (NADP+) activity; NAD binding; NADP+ binding. The record is from RefSeq and is a predicted model, not a curated record.